Molecule: messenger RNA, 1332 nt
Organism: Cicer arietinum (chickpea)
Lineage: Eukaryota; Viridiplantae; Streptophyta; Magnoliopsida; Fabales; Fabaceae
Source: RefSeq, a predicted model, not a curated record
UGAACCAGAAAUAUCAGAACCUCUCAUAAGCCAUGGCGCUUUUCACGCACGCAAGCAAGAAUCCUUCAUGCAAAGGCGUUCACCGAAAGCGUUGAAAUAAAGCAACAAAAAAGGGAAAGUGGUGACUGAAACUGACGCAACCGCUGAACAAUUGCCACAUGGCAAUCAUGCAAAAAAUGUUGAAAUACAAAACAUAAAAGAAGAAAUUCCGAAAAACGCUCUAACCUUUUGUGGCUUCAAACAAACUCUCGAACGCGAAACGCAGUUACUCUUUUUCUCCAACAACUCCUCCCACUUCAACUAACUCGUUCUUACUCAUCCAUUCAGCUCUCGACAACCUCGACGGUAACUGUUACUUCGUACCGUGUAUCUCGCGUUCACUUUCCUUCUUCUCAGAGAUUAUUUAAUUACUUGAUUAGGAUUUGAAAGUGGCGAGAGGGCGAAAUGAAAUUCGGGUACACAUUUAAGGAGUACCUGCAGGAGGAGCGGGAAUGGUUAGUGGACGAGAAUUGUGCACAUAUUGAAUAUAACAGGUUGAAAAAUGUUUUGAAGAGUUGUCAGAAUUGCAAAGAUACUUCUUCGGAUAAAGACCAGUUAUGUCAGUGUCAAUCUUGCCCAGUAUGCGAUCAGAAGUUUUUCUCCGAGCUGAUGAAGGAAGCAUCAGACAUAGCAGGCUACUUUAGUUCAAGAGUUCAGCAUCUUCUUCAUCUCCAUAUUGCAAAAGGACUGCAGAGAUAUGUACUGAGUUUGCGCCAGUGUUUUAAAAAUGAUCGGCAAGCCCUUGCCCAAGAAGGAAGAAUUCUAAUUGAGUACAUUACCAUGAAUGCAAUUGCAAUGAGGAAAAUACUUAAGAAAUAUGAUAAAGUGCACAGCUCUAUGAAUGGGGAGAAUUUCAAAUCCAAGAUGCAUGCUGAGCAUAUUGAACUUUUACACUCACCUUGGCUGAUUGAAUUGGGUGCUUUUUAUCUAAAUUCGAGUGGGCAAGAUGGUUGUGAGCUUGAUGGAGUCCGUGGUCACUUUUCAUGUGAUUUUGAUGUAACUAAUGCUGUAAUGACAUUGAUUCUUCCAGAUUCUAUUAAGCUUGAGUAUGAUCUGAAUUGUGCAAUUUGCCUGGAUUUUGUUUUCAAUCCAUAUGCUUUGGGUUGUGGACACUUCUUCUGCAAGUCAUGUGCUUGCUCUGCUGCAUCUGUGAUGACUUUCCAAGGCCUUAAAGCUGCAAGUCCAGAGUCAAAGUGUCCUAUAUGCAGAGAGGGUGGAGUUUAUUCCAAGGCAGUCCGAAUGUUAGAACUCGAUCUGCUUAUGAAAAGAAGGUGCAAAGACUAUUGGAAUUGA